Molecule: messenger RNA, 906 nt
Organism: Sesamum indicum (sesame)
Lineage: Eukaryota; Viridiplantae; Streptophyta; Magnoliopsida; Lamiales; Pedaliaceae
Product: outer envelope pore protein 16-2, chloroplastic
Cellular component (GO): chloroplast outer membrane
Molecular function (GO): amino acid transmembrane transporter activity
Source: RefSeq, a predicted model, not a curated record
GCAACAUCAUCAUCAGUCGAGUAAAUGCGAACAUUUCUUGGUUUCUCUAUUUCUCUGCAUUGAAAUCUAAGCUGAGUUCUAAUCUCUUCUACAACUUUGUGGACAAGUUAAAGCAUGAGUGGUAGUAACCUAGAGACUCGGUCGUUGCUCGAUGAGCUGAGGCACUUUGAGAAGGGGUUUUUCUUUGAUCUUGGCCACCCCUUACUUAACCGCAUUGCUGAAAGCUUUGUGAGAGCUGCUGGGAUUGGAGCUGUUCAAGCCGUAUCACGGGAAGCCUAUUUUACUGCCGUGGAAAGUGUGGGCGGAGACACAGCAAGCGGCCUCCCGCCGGAGCUUGGAGUUGGAGCCCCUAAGAAGAGUAAUCGGUUUCCGGACCUUAAAGGCGCAAAUAACCGGAAGUCACUUGAGGCCUUGGUCAAGAGCACUGGGAAAGAAUCUCUGCAAUGGGGCAUAGCUGCAGGAAUGUAUUCAGGUCUCACUUAUGGGCUGAAAGAGGCUAGAGGAGUUCAUGAUUGGAAAAGUAGUGCCUUGGCUGGAGCGAUCACCGGAGCUGCACUUGCUCUGAUGACAGAUGACCACUCCCAUGAGCAGGUGGUGCAAUGUGCUGUAACGGGAGCUGCCAUAUCCACUGCUGCAAAUCUUCUCACGGGCAUAUUCUAGUUAUGCACUUGUGUUGACGUCUGAUGAAAGGUGGAUAUUUUGCUUCAAAAUUUAGACAGUAACCACUUCAGGUUCUGUAGCUGUAAUUGAUGCGACAAUCUUGCUGAUACCAAGUCGUUUUUCAUGUACUUAGAAAUUAAAUAUAAAUCAGCACUUAAAGCCCAAGAUUAAAGGUCAAGUGCAUUAAGGAUGGUAUUCGUGUACCUGUUUCUGUUCAGAGAAUGCACUCAUUUUACAUAACGGAAA